This is a messenger RNA of Canariomyces notabilis, 614 nucleotides long. RefSeq lists its product as uncharacterized. Lineage: Eukaryota; Fungi; Ascomycota; Sordariomycetes; Sordariales; Chaetomiaceae. The record is from RefSeq and is a predicted model, not a curated record. The transcript has a single exon. The coding region runs from base 71 to 469 and encodes 132 amino acids.
CAUUGGCUGAUGCUGCACCGGCGUUUUCUUUAAUUCGAAGUGACUGGGGAAAUGAUGGUCCGUGCCCUCAAUGACACGCUGGUUAGGACAUUUCCCACUGGCCGCAGGCCGAGUCGCGCUCUCCAUUCCACUCUCAUCCCGACCCCAGUGCCUCGUUCCCUCACUCUCUCGCUGGCACCCCCGGAGAGAGACUGAAGAUUGCGCUCGGAUCGAGAAAUCAAUUCAAUCCCAUCGCAUGUUUGGCGCCUGCCGUCACCGCACCAGGUCCAUUACCGUGCUCGUUCCGUCCCAUCUAAUUCGGUCUCGUCAAUUCUUUUUCUUGAUUAUUUUGAGUCUUAUCUUGCUACUUCUUCUCAACCUCGAAUUUCAAGCGCGCAAGGGCGGCUCAGCAUCCCGAAGCCGCUGCUGCUGCGCAAAAGAUUUUCGCUCGUCGCGCUUCGCGCUUCAUCCUUCCCUAAAAUCUUCCUGAUCAUUUAUAUUGCCACGGGCGCUCUCCGCUAGAGAUCUUUUAGUCCUCUAUACCGCAAUCCACAACGAUGGCGGCAAAUCGACAUCUUCCGGAGCGCCGCAAUCCUCUGCUACUCAACGACAUACCAGACCGUAAGGCUGCUCUU